This is a messenger RNA of Cynoglossus semilaevis (tongue sole), 2386 nucleotides long. RefSeq lists its product as uncharacterized. The record is from RefSeq and is a predicted model, not a curated record. The transcript has 10 exons. The coding region runs from base 56 to 2386 and encodes 776 amino acids. Lineage: Eukaryota; Metazoa; Chordata; Actinopteri; Pleuronectiformes; Cynoglossidae.
AUAGGAAAUAAAUGGUCUUUGUACCAGGAGCAAUGAGGAGUAACACGACACAAACAUGGAAUUAAGAAUGCUUUGUUGGAUAAUGUGGCUUGGAUUUUUUCAUGCAACUCCUGGACAAGCGACCACAACUGUACCUGUAACAAUGAAUCCACUUACAUCAAAUGCAACCUUGGUGACAACUACAAUCAAUCUGACUUUCACGACAACAACGACUCCAAGUACUACAACGGAAUCAGUUUCUCCUAUUACAACAACAGAACCAUCAACAGAACCAUCAACAAAUCUGCCUUCCACAAUAAUGACCACCACAAGAUCAGUAACGUCCACUGUGGCCACAACUACAUCAACUACUGAAGUCUCAUCAAGAAUGAAUACAUCAGUAUCAUCAACAAGUCAUUCUUCAUCAACAGCUCCAGACGCAACUAUGUCUACAACUCCAGUCUCAUCAACAAGUCUAUCUUCAUCAACAGCUCCAGAUUUAAUCUCAUCCACAUCCUCUGCAACAACUACAUCAACUACAGCAGUCUCAUCAACAAAUGAGUCUUCAGCCACAACAUUCUAUCAAACCACACCCACAACCCACCCCCGAACAACUACAACAGCUCCUACAACAACAACCAUUUUAGUAUCAUUAACAACUCCAGCCACAACUACAUCAACUACUCCAGUCUCAUCAAGAAGUCAAUCCUCAUCAACAGCUCCAGACACAACUAUGUCAACUACUCCAGUCUCAUCAUCAAGCCAGCCUUCAUCAACAGCUCCCGCCACAACUUCAUCAACUACUCCAGUCUCAUCAUUAGUUGAGUCUUCAACAACUCCAUUUACAAUAACUACAACUUCAGCCACAACAUCCUCUCAAACCACACCUACAACCCACCUCCUACUACGUACAACAACUCCCACAACAAUAACAACUACCAUAGUCUCAUCAACAGCUCCAACCACAACUACAUCAACUACUCCAGUCUCAUCAAUAACGACUACACCAAUCUUAUCGACAAGUCAGUCUUCAUCAAUGGCUACAGACACAACUUCAUCAACUAUUCCUGUCACAUCAAGAAGUGAGUCUUUUUCAACAGUUCCAGCCAGAACUACACUAACUACUACACCAGUCUCAUCAACAAGUCAGUCUUCAUCAACUACUGAAAUAUCAUCAAUAACGACUACACCAGUCUCAUCAACAAGUCAGUCUCCAUCAACUACUGAAAUCUCAUCAAUAACGACUACACCAGUCUCAUCAACAAGUCAGUCUCCAUCCACAACUCCAGCCGCAACUACAUCAACAACUCCAGUCUCACCAACAAGCCAUUCCCCACCAACAUUCCCAGCCACAACUACAUCAACUACUCCUGUCUCAUCAUCUAUCUUCAACAACACAAGUUACAUUGACUACAACUUCAUCCACAUCCUCUCAAACCACACCCACAACCCACCCUCUAACAACUACAACAGCUCCCACAACAACAACUACUUUAGUUUCAUCAACAGCUUCAGCCACAACUAUAUUAACUACUCCAAUAUCAUCAAUAACAACUACUCCAGUCUCAUCAACAACCUCAACCUCUCAAACCACACCUACAACCUACCCCCUACCAACUACAAUUGCUCCUGCCACAACUACACCAACGACUACAGUCUCAUCAAUAACGACUACACCAGUCUCAUCAACAAGUCAGUCUUCACCCACAGCUCCCGCCACAACUUCAUCAAUUACUCAAAUAUCAUCAGUAACGACGACACCGGUGUCAUCAACAACCACAACAUCUUAUCAAACCACACCCACAACCCACCUCCUAACAACUACAACAGUUCCUACACCGUCAACUACUUUAGUCUCAUCAACAGUUCCAGCCACAACUACAUCAACUAUUCCAGUCUCAUCAAUAACGACUACACCAAUCUCAUCAACAAGUCAGUCUUCAUCAAUGCCUACAGACACAACUUCAUCAGCUAUUCCAUUCACAUCAACAAGUCAGUCUUCAUCAACAGCUCCAGGAACAACUAUGUCAACAACCCAAGUAUCAUCAAUAACAACUACACGAGUCUUAUCAACAACAUCUUUAUCUACAGCUGCAGACACAACUAUGUCAACCAUUCCAGUCUCAUCAAUAACAACUAUAUCAGUUUCAUCAACAACUCCUACCACAGCUACAUCACCUACUCCAGUCUCAUUAAUAAUGUCUACACCAGUCUCAACAACAAGUCAGUCUUCAUCAACAGCUACAGCCACGACUACAUCAGUUAUUCAAGUCUCAUCAAUAACGACGACACCAGUCCCAUCAACAAGUCAUUCUUCAUCAACAGCUCCAGAAACAACUAUGUCAACAACUCCAGUCUCAUCAAUUAUGACUACACCAUUCUCAGCAACAGUCCUAUUCCCCCUUGA